GACGACCAGAGGGGGCGCUAGUGAGUCGGACCGUGACAGUCGCGGUGCUGCUUUGCUGCUAAUGUUGCCAGUCGGGCACACGGAGAGACAGGCGGCUACACAAAUAUCCAAAGUACGAACAACAGGAGUCGACCGAACAGGGAAACAAAGCCGUUUUUGUUCCGAGGAGGGCUCGCGUUGUCUUUUACCGCCGUGACGAAUUGGGGGAAACGAGUGAAAACGCCGUUCACGAGGUGGACAGCGCGCUGCCCGAGGUCUCGUGGUAACCCACCGCCAUGCCGUUCCCCUUUGGCAAGUCCCACAAGUCGCCCACAGACAUUGUCAAGAACCUCAAGGACAGCAUGACGGUACUCGAAAAGCAUGACAUCUCUGAUAAAAAGGCUGAGAAGGCCACAGAAGAAGUAUCUAAGAGCCUGGUGGCCAUGAAGGAAAUCCUGUAUGGAACUAACGAGAAAGAGCCCCAGACUGAAGCAGUGGCCCAGCUAGCCCAGGAGCUCUACAACAGCGGCUUGCUGAGCACGCUGAUCGCCGAUUUGCAGCUCAUCGACUUUGAGGGCAAGAAAGACGUAGCUCAGAUCUUCAACAACAUCCUGAGGCGCCAGAUUGGCACUCGGACACCCACAGUGGAGUACCUUUGCACCCAACAGAACAUACUCUUCAUGUUACUUAAAGGGUACGAGUCCCCAGAGAUUGCCCUCAACUGUGGGAUAAUGUUGAGGGAGUGCAUCCGACACGAACCUUUGGCCAAAAUCACACUGUGGUCCGAGCAGUUUUACGAAUUCUUCAGAUAUGUGGAGAUGUCCACGUUUGACAUCGCCUCAGAUGCAUUCGCCACUUUCAAAGACCUCCUCACAAGACACAAGCUACUGAGUGCAGAGUUUCUGGAGCAACAUUACGAAAGAUUCUUUAGUGAAUAUGAGAAGUUGCUCCACUCAGAAAACUACGUGACAAAAAGGCAGUCUCUAAAGCUACUGGGAGAGCUGCUCCUGGACCGGCACAACUUCACCAUCAUGACGAAAUACAUCAGCAAGCCAGAAAAUCUCAAGCUCAUGAUGAAUUUGCUCCGCGACAAGAGUCGCAACAUCCAGUUUGAGGCUUUCCAUGUUUUUAAGGUGUUUGUGGCCAAUCCCAACAAGACGCAACCCAUCCUCGACAUCCUACUGAAGAACCAGAGCAAGCUCAUCGACUUCCUCAGCAAGUUCCAGAACGACAGAACAGAGGACGAACAGUUCAAUGACGAAAAGACUUACCUGGUCAAACAGAUUCGGGACCUCAAGAGGCCCGCCACCCAGGAGGCUUGAGGAAAGGGGUGGCCGAGUGGGAGGGCGGAGCCAACCAUUUCUUGACGGCGUAACGGCGCAACGCCUGCUUAACAAACACAUCAGUUGCUGCUGUUCUGAGCAAAGAAUUCAGGAAAAAAAAAACAAAGGAAAAUACCCAUUUCAAAUAUUUGGGAAGUUGCCGGAACAUCAGCGAACAUUUGGUUUGCUUUCUUUUUACUACGUUUGUUCCAAAAGAAAACCAGAUGCUGCUGCUUUAAUGCACCUUGAAAACCACGUGCGGUCCGAUAACGCAUUCAUCCAUCUUUAAGAAGGCAGAUUGACAGGAAGUCAACAUUUCAGUCCGAUAACCACAGGCAACAUAGAAGAAGAUGUGAUGUGUGAUGUGAAAUGGUACGAGCCGUGUGCGUUUGCUGCCAUGUUCAGUGACCAGACUGUGAAAUGCAGGUGCAUCAAUGCCUUCAUCCAGUACAGCAGCAGUGAGGUUGGGGGGGGGGGGGCCUCUCGGAUGCCAUGACACAGCACCUUUGACCUGCUGUGCUCUGUUCAUGACCCAGCACUGAAGAUACACAAGGGAAUGAGGGAGGGAUGCAACUAAGGAAAGGAAAGGAAAGGCCCAAGUCCUCCCUUUUAUUAUUUUCAUAAGCAGGGAGAACAUGUAUAUAUGCCUUUUUUUUGCUUUGUAGAUUAUUUUGUUUAAUCUUAACAUAGGAUACUAUUAUAUGUAUUCACUUUAAACAUUAAGUUUCUGGUUAAUGGUAAUGAAAUUACUUUCUAAACCCUAAACGAUAUUGUUUUUACAUUUUUAUUUGACUGCUGAUUUGCUGGGUUUCUUGUACAUAACUUAAAGGGGCAGCUCACAGUUGGCGCAUCUACUAAAUAAAAUGUACACGGAGUGAAAGCGGUGGUAUCGGAAA
Doryrhamphus excisus (bluestripe pipefish) is the source of this 2197-nucleotide messenger RNA. RefSeq names its product calcium binding protein 39 (gene cab39). The record is from RefSeq and is a predicted model, not a curated record. Gene Ontology annotation, molecular function: protein serine/threonine kinase activator activity. Gene Ontology annotation, biological process: intracellular signal transduction. Lineage: Eukaryota; Metazoa; Chordata; Actinopteri; Syngnathiformes; Syngnathidae.